Messenger RNA from Cryptosporidium muris RN66, 852 nucleotides. RefSeq lists its product as uncharacterized. Gene Ontology annotation, cellular component: RNA polymerase III complex. The record is from RefSeq and is a predicted model, not a curated record. Gene Ontology annotation, molecular function: DNA binding. Bases 1 to 852 code for a protein of 283 amino acids. Gene Ontology annotation, biological process: transcription by RNA polymerase III. Lineage: Eukaryota; Apicomplexa; Conoidasida; Eucoccidiorida; Cryptosporidiidae. The transcript has a single exon.
AUGAAGAGAUUACAAUCUAUUAAAUCUUCAUCCUCAAUAUGCGAAAAAUUCAGAACUUCACCACGUAUUGAUUCUAGUGGAAGUGCAAAAUCCUUAAAAUUUGUACCUAAUGUUGCUGCUGCAAACAAGGUACCUAUUGAGCAUCUGCAAGUUAAAUUAGAUACUGCUAAGGUAGAUAAAACUAGUGAUCAAAUAUCUGAUGGUUGCAAGGAUGUAAAUAUACCUGCUGAUAACGUGACUAAAGAAAUUAAUAUAUGUCCCAAAAAAAUAUCUAGAGAUGUCACUUCCUUACUUUUAAAGGAUUUGGCUAUUUCCAAGAAUAAUGCAGAGGCGUUUGGAGUCCAUAAACUAACAUCCAACGAGAAGUUGAUUUCUAAAAUUGUUGAUAAGGAUGGUCCCUUAGAGAUGCCCUUCGAUAUUUCCAGUGUAAUAUGGCCUAAUAAUGAAAAUGGUAUAUCUUACCCCGCACUAUAUAAUGAACAACUUGGAACAUCAGAAAAUGAGCCAUGGCUCUUGAUACAAGUUCCUAAGUUCAUGCCAUCCCUAACUCCAUUUAGAGACUCGAAUACUAUACUGGGAUUAGAUGAUAACUUAGGAAAUCCAUCAUUCUUGGCAGAUAUGCAAUGUGGCUCAAUAGGAAAGUUAACUAUUAAGAAAAGUGGAAAAAUUUCUUUGAUAAUGAAUAAGAAUACUAACUCCCCAAAUUCAGAAGAUGUAAUUUUCGAUAUUAAAAAGAACAACCUAGCUAGUUGUGAGCAAAAUAUUAUUGCACUUACUAGUAUAAACGAGCUAUCUAAUCUGGGUAAAUGUGCAACAGUAUUUUAUGCUACACCCCAAUUAAACUUAUCGUAA